AUGAAUUAUCUAUAGCAUAAAGCAUACUCAGACUAAUUGAAUCCAGUGAGCAGAGCCAAUUACUACAUGAGCAACUAUAUGAACUAAAAGAGAAACUCAUAUGUAAAUUUCAAUCCAAAGACUUAGUCAUCAUACUAGAUGGCUAAUUUAUCUGAGGAAUCUGAAAGCUAUUAGUAAAACCAACCUCUCCCAGCUUAAUUCAUUCAAAAAAAGCAAAAGCAAUACAAUAAUAAGUAAAACUUUUUCAAAGUAGAUUAGGCCCAUAGCUAGUCUCUCUAUGAAUAAUCGAAGGCUUCAAUAAGAUCAUCUCCAAAUAAAGCAGAUAAUCAAGUAAUAACAAAUUCAACACCUUAUAAAAGCAAGGCACAAAAUGUCAAGACUGAGCAUUCCAUUGAUUCUCUCUGUGAAUAAACAUUUAGCAAUGUAGGUGGAAGUGGAUAGUAGCUUAACAGCAAACAAUAUAUUCAGAAUAUACCAUCAAAUAAUAUUUAGAUACAUGAUAAGAGAGUCUCAUUUGAAAGUCUUGAGAGAAGUAGAUAGCAAGACACCUAUUAGAGAGAUAGAACGCUAACAAACUAAUCUAUUACAGAUGAGGAAGAUAAGAUUAUAAUCGAAAAAAUAAGGCAGCUCAUAAAUUAUAAGCAAAAGUCUAGUCAGUUUUCUGAAAAGCUUAUUAACUUCCUAGAGCUAUUUGAUGAUUCAGCCUAGACUCUUUAAAAUGAUAUGAGUCCUAAUAACCCUCAAUCUCAAGUUUAAACAUAAUCUUAAGAUGAAUCUGUCCACAUAUAUGAGCAGACAAUAAGGAGAUAAUCAGUUAAUAAUACAAAUCAUUAGUAUUCAUAAAAUUAUAUUGCAGAAAAACAGCCAAAGUCUGAAAAAAUAAAGGUAGGGGUUGCUCUUCUAUACAUAAUGGCUACCAUUGAUGAUCAAAUAGUUCUCACAAGUGACAAAAGUCAGCUAGAAGAUCAUUCAUGGGAAAAUGUUUAAAGAGUAUUAUCAAGCUAAGGUAGAGUUUUAUUCAAUCUUAAGAAAAUCAAGGAUUAUACAGAAAAAGGGCAUAUGAGCAGAUAGUAUUUAAAGCUUGCAAAAAAAUAUGUUUAAGGUUUGGAAUUUAAUCCAAUGAUCAAUAUAAAUUCUUAGAUUUGCCAUUAACUUCUUAAAUUUUUAAAGAGCUGCAUUGAUUUCAUAAGUUUCGUCAGCAAAACAUACAGUCAUGAAAACAAAGGAGGGUAUAGAAGCCAGUCAAAGAAAAGAGAAUAAAGUUAGAACUUUGGAGCAAGUUCUGGAGUAAAUGAGCUUUCAGUCAUGAAAUAGUAGCAAGAAGCAACUUAGACACUAAAGUCUCUUCAUUCGCAAUUGAUAUCACCUUCCAAUGAAAUGAAUAGCAUACAAUACCCCAAUAGUCAAAUGGUAUCACCUGCGAAAAAUAAACUAGCUGAUCUUCAAGAAAAAGAAAAAUUCUAUUGA
This is a messenger RNA of Stylonychia lemnae, 1467 nucleotides long. The record is from the annotation of a GenBank genome assembly. NCBI's taxonomy places the organism in Eukaryota, Ciliophora, Spirotrichea, Sporadotrichida, Oxytrichidae.